Symbiodinium sp. CCMP2456 is the source of this 963-nucleotide messenger RNA. The record is from the annotation of a GenBank genome assembly. NCBI's taxonomy places the organism in Eukaryota, Dinophyceae, Suessiales, Symbiodiniaceae.
AUGAGCGAUGCCAUGGGGGAAGAAGAGGAUGAACGACUCGCGAAAACGGGUCCCGAGCUCUUCAAAGAGCUUAGACGCCUCUACGCCGUUGCAGAGGUGGAGGACUACUUCAAGAACGGGAUGUGGCGAGACGACCUGAUGAAGACAGACCUCCAACUUAUAGAAGUUCACCGGCGCGAGGCCGGGGCUCCGGAUCCACCGGAUUUGUCGGAGGUCAAGCUUCCACCAGAUCUCCCGCGCGGAUUUGUCCGGCCCAGGACCAGCCUUCUAUCUACGCCAUCGCCGUUAGCGGCCACGACGGUCACCUCGGCAGUUGUGCCUCCCACAGGAGGCUCUGCAGUAGCAGACUUGCGGCUGAUAGCACUCUUCGUCGCAAAAUGGAAGCUUGAUGUCACGCGGACAAAGACCGCUUUGACCAAGCUGCUACCCUCUAGGCGGCGGUACGUCAUCGCGCACUUCAAGCCAAAGGGAGACACGGCGGUUGAUGACGAACUGGAGACGUACAUUGCCGAGUGCGAGUCCUCGAAAUCGUGGGACACUGCCACAGUGCUGGCAAACGGCUCCACCAAUGGUGUCAAGCGCCCGUUGAGUGCUGUUUCCGGGACUAGCACGGUUGACGACCCUAGCAAGAGGCUUCGGCCCACUCUCGUUACGCCGACUCGGCCGGCUGCGACUCCGAAGCCUUCCCCUGCGACCUUGGCGAUGGCUCAAAGGUUGCAAGCUGCUUCGGCGGCCAGGCCGGCACCCCUGCGACCAUUCGCCGGUGCCGUUGUGCCGCCUAACAUGCGCGCUCCCCUCACGGUCAGCGCGCGACGCGCGGCCCUAACCGUCACUGCGCGGCCUCCCAUUCCGGUAUCGGCAUAUCCGAGGCCCGUCAUUCGAGCCCCAGGAGUCGGAGUUGUUCGCCCGGUUAAUGCUGGCUAUCACCCUCUUGGAGUUACUGGAGUUGUCCUGAGGCGAUGA